This is a messenger RNA of Macadamia integrifolia, 238 nucleotides long. RefSeq names its product glycine-rich cell wall structural protein 1.0. Lineage: Eukaryota; Viridiplantae; Streptophyta; Magnoliopsida; Proteales; Proteaceae. The coding region runs from base 1 to 225 and encodes 74 amino acids. The transcript has a single exon. The record is from RefSeq and is a predicted model, not a curated record.
AUGGGUGGCAAAGGUGGCGGAGGAGGAGGAGGCAAAGGUGGAGGCAGCGGCGGUGGAGGUGGCAAAGGCGGUGGCGGUGGCACUGGAGGAAAUAGCAAAGGUGGUGGAGGAGCAUUCAUGACUGCACCAGGUACUGGGGGAGCUUCUCAAAUAUCUCGGGGUGGUUUUGAAAGCAAUCCCAAGGGUUACUUUGGCUCUCUCCAUGGCAGUCAGAAGGGCAAGUGAGUGAGUUGUUGGG